This is a messenger RNA of Trichomonas vaginalis G3, 807 nucleotides long. RefSeq names its product protein of unknown function, DUF4106 family. The coding region runs from base 1 to 807 and encodes 268 amino acids. The record is from RefSeq and is a predicted model, not a curated record. The transcript has a single exon. NCBI's taxonomy places the organism in Eukaryota, Parabasalia, Trichomonadida, Trichomonadidae.
AUGAAUGAAACUACAGACAAACUUAACUCUUCUCUUAUUCUUCCUUUCAGCAAAGAUUAUGAAUUCUGUUCAAAUGGUGUGUAUUUCUAUUGUGGAAAGAUGGGUUCAGGAAAGACAUUUAACCUCAUUCGUCAUAUACUCAUAACAGAGCGUUUAGGAAACGACUCUUACUAUGACCAAAUCAUUGUAUCAGCAACUUCAGACUCUAUGGAUUCAACAACGAAAACAUUCAUGAGUAAAGUUCAAGCAUCUGUCGUUAAAGUUCCAGAUAGCGAACUCAUUGAAUUUCUUCAACGUUACAUUCGACGUAAGAGAAAAUAUUAUGCUAUUGUAGAGUUCAUACAGUCAGGAAUGCAAAAGACUUCAGAAGAGAUGGAAAGAAUUAUUGACAAACACCACUUACGUCAGUACUCAGGAGUUUACGAUAUGAAACGACUUACAAACUACAUUCUGUCAAAACUUUCAAAAUACCCCUUCAAAAAGUAUCCUUCAAAUACUCUGCUCGUUUGUGACGACUUCGCCGGAAAAGGUUUAGUGUCAAAACCAGACUCACCAUUAGCUAACAUCAUUACUAAAGUCAGACAUUACCAUUUAACUGUAGCAAUACUUAUGCAAACAUGGCGUUUCCUUGCUUUAAACAUAAAACGUCUCAUAACUGACUUCGUUAUAGGGUUGUUAAAAAUAUCAAAAAUUCGCGUUUUGAAGACACCAUGGUGUCUUAUAAUUUUCCCUUCCUUAUUGGCGUGUAGAAAUAAAUGUGCCAAUAGAUUGAAGAAGAAGAAUUGUUUUUCUCUUAAUGAACUUUAA